GCCCUGGACAAGAGUGUACCAGAUAAAAAUUUUUAAAAAAUGAUGGAAAAAAAUCCCACAGAUGCACAUUAAAGGAGGAACCUGAACCAUUACAUUUUGACAGGAUUUCCCGAACUGGGGUUCAUGAAUGAGCUGGAGACUUUCCAAAUGUAUAAAAACAGUAGAAUUUUAGGAAUGAAAAUUCAAAAGAGAGAAAAGAAGAAUUAGGGCAAAUCAAAUUAUGAAAAAUUACUGCCAUUGUAUGAGUAAAAUGUAAUCAUGUAAUCUGUAAAAAAAGCAACUAAUCUGAUUAUUAAUGUAUUAAAAUGUAUAUAUAUCUAACUACAAGUAAUUCAUUUUUGGAGUCUGAUUACAUGUAAUCAUUUACUACCCAUCUCUGACAUCACCCACUUCACCCAAGCAACCACCUACAAACUCUCUGAAACCACCCACUACACCCUAGCAACCACCUACAAACUCUCUGAAACCACCCACUACACCCUAGCAACCACCUACAAACUCUCUGACAUCACCCACUACACCCUAGCAACCACCUACAAACUCUCUGACAUCACCCACUACACCCAAGCAACCACCUACAAACUCUCUGAAACCACCCACUACACCCUAGCAACCACCUACAAACUCUCUGACAUCACCCACUACACCCUAGCAACCACCUACAAACUCUCUGAAACCACCCACUACACCCUAGCAACCACCUACAAACUCUCUGAAACCACCCACUACACCCUAGCAACCAUCUACAAACUCUCUGACAUCACCCACUACACCCUAGCAACCAUCUACAAACUCUCUGAAACCACCCACUACACCCUAGCAACCACCUACAAACUCUCUGACAUCACCCACUACACCCUAGCAACCACCUACAAACUCUCUGACAUCACCAGUUCUGGGUAGAUUACUUACAAAGUGUAUUCAAUUACUGAUUACAAAUUACAUGACAGAAAUUAUAAUUUGUAACGUAAUCUAUUAGAUUACACAUAUUAGGUAAUGUAUUCUGACUAAUGCUUGAUUACUUUUAGAUUACGUUUGACCCAAAAUAUUCCAUUCUUUUUCAAAAUCAUAGCAUUUAUUAAACAUUACAUUAUGCCAGGGUUUCCUGAACUGGGGUUCAUGAAUGAAGUACAAGGGGUUUGUGAGUAGAUGAAAAACUGGAGACUUUCCAAAUGUAAAAAAACAGUAGAAUUUUAGGAAUGAAAAUUUGACAGAGAGAGAGAGAGAGAGAGAGAAGAAGAAGAAUUAGAGCAGAUCAAAUUAUGAAAUGAGUAAUAUGUAAUCAUAUAAUCUGUAAAAAGUAACUGUAAUUAGCUGAUUAUUUAUAUUUUGAAGAGUAAUAUAUCUAACUACAAGUACUUAAUUUUUGGAGUCUGAUUAUGUAAUCCAGAUUACUAGUGCUAAAUAGUACCAGUUACUAUUUAGCACUGGACACCACCCACGACACCCUAGCAACCACGUACAAACUCUCUGACACCAUCCACGACACCCUAGCAACCACCUACAAACUCUCUGACACCACCCACGACACCCUAGCAACCACGUACAAACUCUCUGACACCAUCCACGACACCCUAGCAACCACCUACAAACUCUCUGACACCACCCACGACACCCUAGCAACCACGCAUACAAACUCUCUGACACCAUCCACGACACCCUAGCAACCACCUACAAACUCUCUGACACCACCCACGACACCCUAGCAACCACGUACAAACUCUCUGACACCAUCCACGACACCCUAGCAACCACCUACAAACUCUCUGACACCACCCACGACACCCUAGCAACCACGCACAAACUCUCUGACACCACCCACUACACCCUAGCAACCACCUACAAACUCUCUGACACCACCCACUACACCCUAGCAACCACGUACAAACUCUCUGACGCCAUCCACGACACCCUAGCAACCAUCUACAAACUCUCUGACAUCACCCACUACACCCUAGCAACCACCUACAAACUCUCUGACACCACCCACGACACCCUAGCAACCACGUACAAACUCUCUGACACCAUCCACGACACCCUAGCAACCAUCUACAAACUCUCUGACAUCACCCACUACACCCUAGCAACCACCUACAAACUCUCUGACACCACCCACGACACCCUAGCAACCACCUAGCAAUGCCCUGGUAACCACCCUUGCGCUGCACUCACAUGCUCAUCGUAACGUAAAAAAUCUUGUAUUGCGGUACUGAUUUGGUGGCACGUUGGGUUAAAGGCGUCGCUGUGCCUUUAAAAGCAUGUUGAGCCGCAUCAGAUAUGCUGGAGCAUCUAAUGAUGCUUUAAGCACAAAGUCUAAUUGAGUUACAUGCUGAUGAAAGACAUGCCAAAGCGGCCCCUGCACCAGCCCACCUAAUCAACAGCAACGUCUCGAGGCAGAAGAGCCAGCUGGGAACGUCACAUUUCAGGGGGAGCCACAUAAAUAAGAACAGGUGAGCGCAAGAGCAAAAGAACAAAAAUUGGAGUCAAACCAGCUGAGACUAACAAGUGGUUGCCAAGCUGAGGAGCAGACAGAGAGAGAGAGAGAGAGAGACUGUGUGUUUGCAGGGACACACAGAGCAGCUGCGCGCUCAGAAAGCGCAGGCGACAGCACGGCUGUGAAAGCAUUCAGUUGCAGAUUUCUGACUAAACGUGUCCGUGCUGCUGCCUCUCACUCCCCCACCAGCCUCUUUAUUCAGGAGCAGUCAAGCCAAGCCUGUGAACUCCUGCUGGCUGUGCGCAGGGCUCGACACGCUCUUCUGCAGUGAUGAGGGCUACGACAGCAAGCGCAGGAAUAACGGACUGACCGCCUACAACAGGUCUGACAGAAUGAGGCCAAAAUGAAGUUUCCCGCUGCAUGCGGCAUGCAUGAGAACGACACGCGAUUGUGAGCAUCAUCUCUCGAGUCGCAGCUGGAAUGCAACAGGUCCCGGUGUCUGCAUGUGCUGACUCAAGUAGCUGUCGCCUAUGUGCUGUGAUCUCCGACUCUGCAAAAGCCAUCGCUCCUGAGAUUCCUCAAGUACUGUUUGCUGCAGCGCAUUCAGAGGGAGUGCAUUUUUCUUCGUUUUAUUGUUGCAGCAGUGUGUGCUGCAACUCUGUGCUGCUGAGAAAUCUGAUCACCUGCCAUUAAACAGGCGCAUGCUCUUGGUUUCUAAUAGAGCACAAGAGAGUCUAGGGCUGCAUGCACACCGCAAGGCUUCAUCUUUCAUCCCAACUGUUUACUUAAGAUAUAAGCGAGUGCAUUUAAUGCAUUAAUGACUCGCCAUGAUGCCCGGGGCUCUCUAUUGUUAGAACUUUUAAGUAAUCGUCCUCAUUAUUUCAGCUUUAGAAAUUCAAACAAAACGUCAAAGAAUGCAAUUCAACGGAGAAGACGAUUCACAUGCAUGAAUUCCCCGUGCAUUCAUUCGCUGUGUCCUGCAUUCACAUCUAUCCUGUCUGUUACAUAACACUGGCCAUAUUUUAAUGCACAUCACCGAUUAAAGACUUCAGGCAAGUGUGCAUGCUCCACAGAGUGUACGUCUAUUCAAAAUAUUCCUUGUCCCAAUAUUCUCAUGCACAUUAAUUCUGCAGUACAGUGUUUGUUGUCUGAUUGAUUCCAUUAAUUAAUUCUAAGUAUCUCCUUCCUUCACAGGCUGAUCGCCAACCUACUGACACAUGCAGGAUGACGGGGCGCGUCUUGGAACAUGUGUAGCGUUCACUAUAACCACAGCCUAACGGCCAUGAGCGGGACUGAUAUCAUGGCCUAUUCUCUGAGCCUGGAGCAGAAGACGGCGUUUGCGUUCGUUGGGAUGUUGCUGGUGUUUCUCGGCCUGUUGAUCGUCAGGUGUUUCCGGAUCCUGCUGGACCCCUACAGUAGCAUGCCAUCAUCCAGCUGGGGCGACGGACUGGAGGGCCUGGAAAAAGGGACAUUUGAAUAUGCUCUUACCUGAGACCGUGUUCCCAAAGACGCCAAACCCCAGUCCAUGGCUUCAUUCUAGAGCCCCCUAAGUCGUAUAAAGCCUUCGCACCGUAUGGGGGCAUGCACACAGGACGCAUUCGAGAUGCAAAACGUUUUAACUUGGGACUAUUUUUAACUUGAUACACGUUCUCAGAAACAGGUAAUGUUUGGUGAUGCAAUGGCCAAAGAUGUGUAAUUGAUGCAUGCGCAUUCGGAUAGGGUUGCAAAGGGGUGGAAAAUUUCAGAAGCUUUCCAGACAUUUUGGACACCGUUGG
Messenger RNA from Onychostoma macrolepis, 4209 nucleotides. It is a transcript of the gene ctxn2, whose product is annotated as cortexin 2. NCBI's taxonomy places the organism in Eukaryota, Metazoa, Chordata, Actinopteri, Cypriniformes, Cyprinidae. The coding region runs from base 3681 to 3926 and encodes 81 amino acids. The transcript is spliced from 2 exons. The record is from RefSeq and is a predicted model, not a curated record.